AUGGAGCCGUCAUUACCAUUCUCAUCUGCAUGCCUCUCGCUCUGGCACCGGGGAACACGUUCAUUCACUCACCUGAAUGCCAAUCGUCAAGAAGAUGUUCCAACUUCUGCCAAAUACGUUAUAAUCGGCUCUGGAAUUUCAGGAGCCUUAACAUCUUGGAAGCUCAUCGAGGACGGUGUUAAGGGCGAAGACAUUCUAAUCCUCGAGGCUCGAGAAGCUGUUUCCGGCGCCAGUGGAAGAAAUGCUGGACAUAUUCGGCCAGAUGCAUUCCGAGGCUUCCUCCACUACUCCUCCUUGCAUGGCCCAGAACAAGCCAAAAAGAUCCUCGAAAAUGAGCAGAUCGUGCUGAAAAGCAUCCGCAAGUUCGUCACAGAACAUAGCAUCAACUCGGACUUCACCGAUACAACAACGUUCGAGACCUGCCUUACCCAGGAAGCUGCAGACUACACUGCCAAAGCAUUAUUAGCGUACAAGGCUGCUGGCGGCGAUGUCUCAGAAGUCCAAGUGCACGAAGGCGACGAAGCAAAAGCCAAAACCCGUGUCCCCAACGCUAUCAGCGCAUACGAGUGGCCAGCAGCAUCCAACAACCCAGCCAAGCUAGUCCAAUGGAUCUUGACUGAUUUCAUCGCGAAGGGCGGCAGGCUUUGGACACAUUGUCCCGCCACAAAGGUCACGAAACAUGCAACGAGCGAAGCGACCAGUGCGAAUGCAAGUGCAAGCGCAAGAUGGGAUAUUCAUACACCGCGCGGCACAGUCGCAGCCGAGACAGUCGUCCACUGCACGAAUGCAUACGCCUCAUUCCUCCUACCCAAUUUAGCAAAUUUCAUCACACCACGUCGCUCACAAGUUAACUCGUUCAUUCCAUGUCCAUCACUAUCCGGUGCAGAGACGCUAAAAAAGACAAUGGCACUUCGAUAUAGCGCGAAUCAUUUCUUUUCUGUGAAUCCGCUGCGUGACGGGACGAUUAACUUCGGUGGUACAGGGACGAGAGAUGGAUCGGAUUCAGAGACGGAGAAGUGGAAGGCGCUGGUUACAUUCGAUGAUAGGUGUUUUAACAGCACACUGGUCAAGAAUAGGCUUUGA
Penicillium arizonense is the source of this 1083-nucleotide messenger RNA. Its product is annotated as NAD(P)/FAD-dependent oxidoreductase. Gene Ontology annotation, cellular component: cytoplasm. Gene Ontology annotation, molecular function: oxidoreductase activity. The coding region runs from base 1 to 1083 and encodes 360 amino acids. The transcript is spliced from 3 exons. NCBI's taxonomy places the organism in Eukaryota, Fungi, Ascomycota, Eurotiomycetes, Eurotiales, Aspergillaceae. The record is from RefSeq and is a predicted model, not a curated record.